AUGGACUUCAAUGCAGGACUCACUAACAGUUUAACAGGCAAUACUGUUAUUCCCCCAGGCUGCCAUGUCUACCCAUUCACCUUUCAGAUCCCAGUACAAGAGCUGCCCUCCUCCUUCAGGGGCUCACAUGGAAAGAUUGUGUAUAGAUUGGAGGCAAAUCUGAGCCGCUCAGUGAGAAAAGACAGCAAAGCAAAGGCAAGUCCACAGCAAAAUAUGACUGAUAAGAAGAUGAACCUCUUCACAUCAGGAUCAGUGGCCAUGGAUGUAAGCAUUCCAAAAACAGCCUUCCUCCAAGGAGAAGACAUAAAGGUUGUGGCUUCAGUUCAGAACAAAUCCUCUUGUGACAUUAAACUCAAGUACUGUCUCUACAGAAAGUACAGCUACUUUGCAAAUAAGAAAAGGAAACUUGAAACAAAAGACAUCCUGAAAGAGGAGGGCGAAGCCAUCCCACAGUCAGACCAGACAGUCACCAAGAUCAUCACCGUCCCUUCCACCGAGACUGCCUCAGUCCUAAACUGCAACAUCAUCAAAUUAGAGUACAGACUCCGGGUCCAUCUGGAUGUGAAGUAUGCUUCAGACCCAGAGAUCAAGUUCCCCAUAAUCAUCCUGCCCGCUUUAGAGGGGUCUGAUAAGCAGCAGUCGUCUGACUAUUCAGCCAGUGGAUAUGAAGCAUCUCCAAACUCUGACUUUCCAGAAGGGACAAGCUUUCUACAAAAUCCAGCUGCCCCUGGAGUCGAUGGCUUACCACCUUCCUAUGAGACAUAUGACAUGUACCCCUCCCUGAACAGUUCAGACAGAAAGUCCUAG
Molecule: messenger RNA, 807 nt
Organism: Neolamprologus brichardi
Lineage: Eukaryota; Metazoa; Chordata; Actinopteri; Cichliformes; Cichlidae
Source: RefSeq, a predicted model, not a curated record